AUGGGAUUAUCGCUUGCAAAAUACUCUCUUGCACUCAAGAUCUUAUCUUUUGUUAUGGUCUAUUAUUAUGAAGAUAAGUCAGUUUUUUCGAGCCUUGCUGUGUCUCUUAAUCUUAACUUAGGUGCUUGUUAUGUCAAAGAGAAAAACUUUGAUAAGGUGGGUCAGUUGUGUUCAGCAGUUUUGUGUUAUGAUACUACUAAUGUGAAAGCUUAUUUUAGAAGGGUGGUGGCAGCUGUAGAGCUCAAUAAACCCGACUUAGCUUUCAUGGAUCUUGCACAAGCGAUUAGGAUUGAUUCCAAUAACAAAGAGUUUCAACACAAACUCAAGGAGGUGACAUCUUUAUUGGGUUGGUCUCCGAAUUUUGUUAAUGAGGCACUAGCAGUUACAAGAGAGGAUGAAAUGUUUAGAGAUUACGCUACUUUUGGGAAGGAAGAAGAAAAGAGAAAGUUAGGGAAAAAAGGGAAGGAGAUGGGAAGGAGAUGGUGGUGGAGAUGGUUGUGUUCGUAG
Molecule: messenger RNA, 507 nt
Organism: Chenopodium quinoa (quinoa)
Lineage: Eukaryota; Viridiplantae; Streptophyta; Magnoliopsida; Caryophyllales; Amaranthaceae
Product: peptidyl-prolyl cis-trans isomerase FKBP62-like
Exons: 1
Coding region: 1-507 (168 amino acids)
Molecular function (GO): protein binding
Source: RefSeq, a predicted model, not a curated record